AUGGGUAUUCCUCUCGAUGGCGGAGGUGAUGGCCGAGUCGGUUCCGCGCGCGACAACUCGACGGGCGGAACCGUGAGCAAGCUGCAGUUGGACGAUUCUGACUCGUCUUCGCUGAUGUCUCUUGUCAGCACUCUUGUACCUGUGCUCAUCUAUACCGCCGUCUGCCUACUCAUCUUCUGGGCUCUGCGUCGCAGAAGUCUGCGCGUCUACUCGCCUCGCACAAUCCUCAAGGACUUCUUUUCUCACGAGAAAUGCGCACCGCUGCCGAAAGGAUGGCUGGAUUGGGUGAAGCCGUUCUGGGCGAUCCCAGAUACGGAGAUCCUCAACCGCUCUUCGUUAGACGCCUACCUGUUCCUCCGCUACCUGAAGGUCCUCAGUCUGAUCUGCUUUGUGGGUUGCUGCAUCACUUGGCCGACGUUGAUGGCAAUCCAUGCCAAUGGCACCGGCGGGUUGUCGCAGUUGGAUCGCAUCACCAUUGGUAAUGUGCAAAACCCAGGCAUCUUCUUCGUCCAUGCCAUCAUUGCGUGGAUCUUCUUCGGGUUUAUCCUCUUCACCAUUUACCGUGAAUGCAUAUAUUACAUCAAUCUGCGGCAUGCCUAUCUUCUGUCGCCUUACUACUCGAAGCGUCUCUCGUCCCGAACAGUCAUGUUCAGCUGCGUUCCACCAAAAUACCAGGAUGCCGCGCGCCUUCGGAAGCUCUUCGGCGACACCGUUAAAAACGUUUGGAUUCCUCGGGAUACGAGUGACCUGGAGAGGCUUGUAAAAGAGCGGGACGAGACUGCAUUGCGUCUAGAGAAGGCUGAAAUCCGGCUCAUCAAGAUGGCGAACAAGCGGCGAAACAAGCAGUUGAAGGCCGCCGUUGCCGCUGCUACCGCUGAACCAGAACCCAUCUCAAGCCCGUCGUCGAGUGGUGGUUCCGAGCGCUCGGACGACGCCGAGAAAGGCUACCCGUACCAUGAGAGUACCACCCUUCCAGAUGUCAACGGCUCUGUGGCCGCGCAAUGGCUUGGGGCCAGCGAGCGUCCUUACCAUCGGCCUCUGGCCAACUUUUUCCGUCGGGUCGAUACGAUCAAGUGGACUCGCAACCGGAUCAAAGCUUUGACGCAUCAGAUCAACAAGCUGCGCCGAGGCUUCCUCAAAGGCGAUGGUCGCCGACUACCUGCCGCGUUUGUUGAGUUCUCAUCCCAGGCCGAUGCUGAGCGAGCAUAUCAAACCCUGGCCCAUAAUCGGCCGUUGCACAUGUCCCCGCGUUACAUCGGUAUCCGCCCUGAUGAAGUCGUUUGGAGCUCCGUUCGGAUGCGGUGGUUCGAGCGAAUUGUCAGAGGCUUCUUGAUGCGCGCCAUUGUCACCGCUGCCAUCGUGUUCUGGUCUAUUCCGUCCGCGAUCGUUGGUACCGUCUCAAACAUCAAAUUUCUGGCCAAUUUGUUCCCCUUCCUGGCGUGGAUCGCUGAGCUGCCAGGCCCGGUCACCGGUAUUAUUAGCGGUUUGCUUCCUGCCUUGGCUCUGUCCUUCUUGAUGGCCAUUGUGCCAUGGCUUCUACGAGGUAAGAGUUUGUUCCUCAGCUGA
Molecule: messenger RNA, 1566 nt
Organism: Colletotrichum spaethianum
Lineage: Eukaryota; Fungi; Ascomycota; Sordariomycetes; Glomerellales; Glomerellaceae
Exons: 4
Coding region: 1-1566 (521 amino acids)
Cellular component (GO): plasma membrane
Molecular function (GO): calcium-activated cation channel activity
Source: RefSeq, a predicted model, not a curated record